Rhododendron vialii is the source of this 1835-nucleotide messenger RNA. RefSeq lists its product as uncharacterized. The transcript is spliced from 4 exons. The record is from RefSeq and is a predicted model, not a curated record. NCBI's taxonomy places the organism in Eukaryota, Viridiplantae, Streptophyta, Magnoliopsida, Ericales, Ericaceae. Bases 641 to 1570 code for a protein of 309 amino acids.
CAUCAUCUCUCUCUCUCUCUGUACAUUAACCUCUGUCCUAGCAAACAUAAACAAGGAAAGAAGGGAGAAGAAACCGUAGAGAAAUUCCCAAUCAAAAACAUAGAAGAGUCCACACCACCCACCUCUCUCUCUCUCUCUCUCUCUCUCUAAUGGCCCAGCUGGACCAAAAUUUAUGUGAAGAGGAAAAACAAAGAAAGGAAACAUAGAGAGAGAGAGAGAGAGAGAGAGAGAGAGAGGUGCCUUCAGAUGUCCUCCAACCAUACCCACCUCAUACAUACACCCAACAAAAUCAUGUUGCCACAAAUACCCCUCUGCAAACCCCCAUCUUCAUCACUUCACUGUCUCAAAAGAACUGCAUGUUUUGCCCCGAUUUACAUGGGCUUUUUGGGCUUUUUCUCGGUCAGAGUUUCACAGAGAAAACAGGAAAGCGUGACUCUUUCUCAUCUCCUUUCUUUCCUUUCCUCCAUCCUUUAUUAUUUCUUGCACACCUAUUGCCUUCCUCCCCCCCUUCUCUAUCCCUCUCUCUCUCUCUCUCUCUCUCUCUCUCUCCAUAUUACUUCAGAUAUAUCUUUUUGUUUCUCUCCCUUCUUCAAGUUUUUUACUUCUUCGGUACUGGAUUCUUUGAGUUUCUUGUGAUCUGAUGUCUAAGAAGAUGAAAGGAGAUUCUAUAGAUCCAUCAACAUAUGGUACGUAUGGGGAUCCUAAGGCCAGAUUCAAGCAUCAGGUUCUUAUACAGGACUACAGAGAGUUGCAGAAGGAAACUGAGGCCAUGAGAAACAAGUUGGAGAGCACAAAACAGAGAAAAGUAAUUCUUUUGGCCGAAGUCAGGUUCCUACGACGACGAUACAAGUACCUUAUGCAAAACAAGGCUGUUAGACAACCAAGGGAACGACAAAUUGUUCACCCACCAAAUUUUGUAACUCAGAAAAGAAAUAUUGUGAAGCAGAAAACUUCCAGGAAAAAGAAAGGCAAUCUGUAUGACAUGAAGCAGAAAACUGUGAACUACACAGUUUCUGAUUCAAAUCAGAAGGAAAGGAUAUUGAGUCAAAGGUAUCCGGCAAGUCAGACUCCAAAUCCAAUUCUUGAUCUAAACCAGAAGGAUAGGAUGCAUGUUGGAAAAGAAGCUAUUCUUAGAAACCCCACUCCUGGUUUUGAUUUAAAUCAGAAGGAAAGAUCAUACUGUAGAAAAGAUGCUGCCUUCCGGAACCCAAUGCCGGUUCUUGAUUUGAACCAGAAGGGAAGGUUACUCAGCGGAAUGGAAACUGCUCGCCGAAACCCAUUUCCAGCUUUUGAUUUAAACCAAAUGGAAAGAAACAUUGUGAGCGAGAAUGCUGUUCAAAGCCGAGCUCCAAUUUUUGACUUAAACCAGAUCUCGGGAGAGGAAGAGGCAUUACAGAAUAAUUAUGAGCCAUUGAAGUUGGAGGAGCCAAAGAAAAUUGUUAUGAGAGGGGGAACCGAUGAGCAGCACAACGAGUUGAAACUAGCCAUGUGUCGGAACAUUGGGAAUGGACCGAAUCGGGUGGGGAAGAGGAAGAUUUCUUGGCAAGACCCGGUUGCAUUGGAGGUUUAAGUAUUUAUCUUCAGGUGUCAAGAUCCUGCAUUGGCAGUGGGCUUGAAAAAAAUGGUGUCAUAGUACUGGCAAUUUGUUUUCAAGGUGUAUUAUAGAUGGACGUACAAAUAUUGCCAAGGGAUCAAAUUUGGUUUCACCAUCCUAUGUUGUUCGGUUUUCAUUUACUCCUUGUUUCCUACUUAGUAUAAGUUAGGUGGUAGAUAUAAGGAAAUUUGGAAUCUUGCAGUCGUUGGAAUUGGAAUUGAAAUAAUUCAGUAGUUGGAAA